Molecule: messenger RNA, 388 nt
Organism: Staurois parvus
Lineage: Eukaryota; Metazoa; Chordata; Amphibia; Anura; Ranidae
Source: the annotation of a GenBank genome assembly
CUACCGGAGCGUGCAGUGCGCUGAUCGGCGGUGUGCUGUGUCCCUCGGACACAGCGGAUCACCGAUCCACGGAAAGAGCCGAAGAUCACUGAAGAUCAGUGUGCCCUGAUGAGCUGUGUAGCCCCAGCAAUGCCACCUGUCAGUGCCUAUCAGUGCCAGCUCUCAGUGCUCAUCCAUGCCACCUGCCAGUGCCCAUCAGUGCCUCAUCCAUGCCACAAAUCAGUGCCCAUCUGAACUGCAUUUCAGUGUCACCUAUCAGUGCCACCUAUCAAUGCCAGUCAGUGCCACCUGUCAGUGCUGCCAAUCAGUGCCACCUAUCAGUGCCAGUCAGUGCCGCCUAUCAGUGCCAGUCUGUGCCGCCUAUCAUUGUGCAUCAGUGCUGCCUAUC